GCUUAUAUUUCACUAACAAAGAUAGACAAAAGCUUUUUGCAUUGCUUCAUUUUUGAAAUUUAGAACUUUCUUUUGUUUAUUCCUUUUGUCUUCUCCUACAAACUAAUAUUCUCAAAGGUUAUAUGAGUCUCUUUUCUUCACUAUUUCUUUCUUUUUUCUUUUGUGGGAAUGAGAUUAGUUACUUCUUAGAUACUCCUAUAUUUUUAUGCCUUAGGUACAUAGGUUGUAACUUGUAAAUGAAAAAGAAUGUUCCUUUACUUUAAAAAAUUGUUAACCUAGGAAUGUUUGUUAUAUUCACUUAUUUUCUUCUCUUUUGCUGUUUUUUUUGAAAAUUUGCAAGGUUUUUCCUCUCCAUCUAUGUAAUCUUGAUCAAUUUCAUGCAUGUUCAACUUGGGAAUAUUACAAAUUUCCUUUUUUUUCUUACCUUUUCUUGAUUUCCAAUAUUUUUUAUUUUUUUUGUGUUUGUAAAUUAGAAGUUUGUCUUGCUCUCUAAACUUUAUUCUUGACUUCCAAGUGAGGACAAUAAAAAGGCAACAAUUCUUAAAAGUAUGAAGAUUUGGAGGUUUUUCUUCUUCUAUAUUUGCUUUCUUUUUAGUAGCAUUACUUAAUUUUUAUCAAGAAAAUUUUAUUACUUAAUUUUUAUCAAGAAAAAUUUAGCAGUAUAUUAGUUGUAUGUACUAUCAACACUACAUGUUCUAUGUUUUCUUCAUCCCCACUUGCCCUCUCUGAAUUGUAAUGAUUUCCCCUACUUUCCCUACCAUACAAAGGAAAUGGACAGACUCAACUCAAAGCUAUACUUGCAAAAUGUGUACAUAAUGGCUGAAAAUGAGAGGCUAAGGAAAAAAGCUGAACUUCUGAAUCAAGAAAAUCAACAACUUUUGAAUGAACUUAAGCAUAGGCUUUCAAAAGCAAAUGGUGCUGGUUCUAGUGGAGGAAAAAAUAACAACAAUAUUCCUGAUCUUAAUCUCACCAAUUGUUCUUCCUCCAAAUCUGCUUCAAAAUCCAGCAAAAAAUAAAAAUAAAAAAAAUAAAAAAAAAUUAUCAUGGGGUCCAACCUAGUCAUUGAACUACUAGUAUUUAGGUUUUUUUUGGGGGGUGUUAAAUAUUAAAUAUUAGUAGUAUUAUAGUAGUAGUCAAAUAGUUGGAAUUUAUGAAUGUUGGUCUUUUGCAGUUUUAGUUAAUAUGUAGUAGUAGAAUAGGUAGGAGGAGGAAGGAAUAUAUGUUUUUCUGUUUACAUCUUUUGUUAUUUUUUUUU
Messenger RNA from Nicotiana tabacum (common tobacco), 1255 nucleotides. The record is from RefSeq and is a predicted model, not a curated record. Lineage: Eukaryota; Viridiplantae; Streptophyta; Magnoliopsida; Solanales; Solanaceae.